Prorocentrum cordatum is the source of this 155-nucleotide messenger RNA. Lineage: Eukaryota; Dinophyceae; Prorocentrales; Prorocentraceae. The record is from the annotation of a GenBank genome assembly.
GGCGCCCCGCCACCGGAUUGGACGCGGACGCUGCGGCCGCCGCGGGCGCCGAGGAGUCGGGCUCCAGCAGCGAGGGCGAGGACGAGGAGGCCUCGCGGUGGAGCGGCGGCGGCGGCGGCAGCAGCGGGACCUGGAAGGCGCUGGCGGCGGCAGCG